Raphanus sativus (radish) is the source of this 1539-nucleotide messenger RNA. RefSeq lists its product as uncharacterized. The transcript has a single exon. Bases 1 to 1539 code for a protein of 512 amino acids. The record is from RefSeq and is a predicted model, not a curated record. Lineage: Eukaryota; Viridiplantae; Streptophyta; Magnoliopsida; Brassicales; Brassicaceae.
AUGGAGGCGAAUUUAGCAGAAUCUCUUCGUGGAAUGACACUGGGAGAGGACAAGACGAUCGUCAUCCCUGAUGAGCCUGCUUACUGUGCAAUGGAGAGAGGGGGAAGAAGUUUGUUAGGACGCUUAUUGAAUCCGGAGUGCCAGAACAUGGGUAGGAUGCUGCGUACGAUGCCAAAGAUAUGGAAAGUGUAUGAAAUGGCUCGGGGUAUCGCUUUGACUAAGGAAAUAUUUCAGUUUGUGUUUGAUUUGGAGUCCGAUAUCCAGAUGGUUCUGAAACAAGGCUUUUGGACUUUUGAUGAUUGGGGUUUGGCUUUGGAAAGGUGGGUGGAGAAUCCUCCUCCAAACUUCUUGCAAACUGCAAUGAUAUGGAUCAGACUGAAAAACCUUCCUGCCAACUACCUUACUUGGAAGACGAUUGAUACCAUAGCAGAUGGGAUAGGCCAUGUCAAGAUCAUUGAGUUUGAUCCGGAGAAACCUCAUGUUCUGGAUUAUGUACGAGUACAAGUGAUCUUGGAUGUUAAUCUUCCUCUAAGAGAUAAGAAGUCGGUUACUUUACCAGGAGGGCGGGUUGAGUAUGUAGAUGUUGAAUACGAAAGAGUGCGCAAGAAGUGUUUUCACUGUUUCCGUUUGUCGCAUGAAAAAACGAGAUGCCCACUUUGGCAAGGGGCUAGAAGUAAAAGAAAAGGAGUGGUUAAUCGGCAGAGCUUAGCAGAAAUUCAGCCAGUCACAGUGAGACAGCACCAUACUGAUCUGGUUGAUAAACUGAUGCCUCUUCUAGCGCAACCAAUUCCGCCAGGUUUUGAACCUUCAUCAUCGGUAGUAGUCCCUGAAGUGUUCCAACAUAUGAAGUUAUAUAUGGAAUGCGCUGACUCUGAGGAGAGGAAGAUAAGGGAAGCUAAAAUGAAGAAGACAUUACAAGAGUUAUCUAAUGACCCUAUCGCUCAACGCUCUUGCUUGCGACUAGAGAGUGCCCCAGUCCUUUCUCCAGAGACUAACAGAGACAGAGGCAGAGUUUUUGAUUUCAGUAGGAUGGAAAAUCCAGUGGUACCUGACGUGUCGGACUCAACUUCUCGAGGUCAAACGCGACAAAGGAGACGCCUUGAUUUUAAAAGUACUGGUGAUGAUGUUGGUUUAAACGUAGCUACGGAGGUCACUGCUAGGUACCUUCUACCGCAAGGCACUGCUAAUCUUCUACAAAAGCCUAGUCUUCGAGAGAGUGAAGAAGGUUAUGUGGCAGAUAAAGAGAAUGCGAUUUCUCUUGCUGAGGCUGGGAAUGGUGGUUUUGUUGUGGGUAGUGGAGAAACUGCGUCAGGAGAACGUCACAGCCGUAGCAGGAACUCGCAUCACAGUCAGUCAUCGUGGGUCAGGAGGAAUCAGAGCCAUCGUAAGCACACGGCUUCAAGGUCUGAUCAGAGCUGGAGGAACAGAGGAGAAGGGGCACCUAAGCGUAAAGCCUUUGAGGAUGGAGAGGUAUCUUCUAAGGGGUCUAAACAAGUGAAGGGUUCGGUGGUUUCCCGGAAACCAUCCAAUGCUCAAUGA